This is a messenger RNA of Aureobasidium pullulans EXF-150, 1278 nucleotides long. Its product is annotated as P-loop containing nucleoside triphosphate hydrolase protein. Gene Ontology annotation, molecular function: ATP hydrolysis activity; GTP binding. NCBI's taxonomy places the organism in Eukaryota, Fungi, Ascomycota, Dothideomycetes, Dothideales, Saccotheciaceae. The record is from RefSeq and is a predicted model, not a curated record. Gene Ontology annotation, cellular component: cytoplasm. Bases 1 to 1278 code for a protein of 425 amino acids. The transcript has 6 exons.
AUGCCUCGCGAUCCUCUCAUCGCCCUCGUCGGCAAACCGUCAUCUGGCAAGAGUACCACCUUGAACAGUUUGACGGAUGCCACGUCCAAAGUAGGCAACUUCCCAUUCACUACCAUCGACCCCAACAGAGCAGUAGGAUAUCUCCAGAUUCCAUGCGCAUGCUCAAGACCCGGUGUACCCAACGUCGGCGACAAACCGCUGGUCGAGAGAUGCAAACCAAACUAUGGCGUGUGUAACGACGGAACCCGCUCGGUGCCCAUUGAGCUUCUCGACGUAGCUGGUCUGGUGCCAGGUGCGCACAUGGGCAAAGGUCUUGGAAACCGCUUCUUGGACGACUUGAGACACGCCGAUGCUCUCAUCCACGUCGUUGAUGUCAGUGGAACAACAGAUGCAGAGGGCAAGGCAACAAGAGGCUACGAUCCAAGUGUCGACAUCGAAUGGUUGCGCUCGGAGAUUGUUCGCUGGAUUCAAGGCAACCUCAUGCAAAAAUGGGGUUCCGUCAAGAGGAGACAUAUCGCCAUCAAAGGCAACGCAGUCGACACGCUACAAGGCCAGUUCUCUGGUUACGGUUCCACAAAACAGAUCAUCGCCCGCACUCUGGACAAACUACAACUAAAAGAGCCUUUGGAAGACUGGAGUGAUGAGACAGUGGAAAAGGUCGUGAACGCAUUUGUGGACGAGAAGUUCCCUACAGUCAUCGCGCUGAACAAGAUCGAUCACCCCGACUCGGACAAGAACGUCGCAAAGAUCGCCAAACAGAAUGACCCAAACACACUCGUCCUCUGCUCGGCGAUUAGCGAAGUUUUCCUACGACGUCUCGCUAAACAAGGCUUCGUCAAGUACACAGAAGGCAGUGAGUUUGUCGACACAAGAGAGGAUCUCGUCGAGAAUGGCGAGCCUGAUGGUGGUGGCCUGAAAGAGCUGGAUGAAAAACUGCAAAACCGCAUUGAGAAUUUGCGUGAUCUUGUACUCUACAGAUUCGGAAGUACCGGCGUACAUCAAGUCCUCACGCGUGCAGCAGAGCUCCUUGGACUUACACCUGUAUUCCCGGUCAGAAACAUUGCAACAUUCUCGUCUGGUGACGGCCGUGAAGGUGGUGUUUUCAGAGAUUGCGUUCUGGUCAAGAAAAACUCUACGGUUGGAGACGUGUAUCGUAAGAUCAUGGGUGAUGCGCCAUUAGCGUAUGUGGAAACAGUGGGAGGACAGAGAGUCGCCGAAGACGACCCUGUAUCAGUUGGCAAGAACGAUAUCUUGUCGUUCAAGGUUGGAAGAGGAUAG